This is a messenger RNA of Lycium ferocissimum, 660 nucleotides long. RefSeq lists its product as uncharacterized. The transcript has 2 exons. The coding region runs from base 83 to 532 and encodes 149 amino acids. Lineage: Eukaryota; Viridiplantae; Streptophyta; Magnoliopsida; Solanales; Solanaceae. The record is from RefSeq and is a predicted model, not a curated record.
CUUCAUUUUCGACACCUACAAAAGAGAAUAAAUAAUGUCACUGCCCUUCAAAUGCACGCGCACAUAAUACAAAGAAUAAAUAAUGUCACUGCCUUCAUAUUGUAAGUUUUGUCAUCACCAAGGGCAUGAAGAAAAUAGCUGCAGAUUGAUGUUGAAAAAGAGAGGUUUUCAACAAGGUGAUAUUGAGCAGUUGCAUGGGGACAAAUUUGAAGGUGAUUUACGUCAAUUUUUGAAUAUAAAAAAGAAUAAAGAUGUUGAUGGUUGUGCUAACAAACCUGGGAAGGCUCAUGGUGCAAAUGGUAUAGCAGACAAGGUUGUGGAAAAUAUAGACGACCAGAUGGCUUUACAAACAACAGAAACUAGAGGAAAAGAUGCAGGCAAAAAUGUUGCUGCAGUAAUUUUUGAUGUUGUGCAAACUAAAAACAAGUUUGCAGUACUAAAGGAGGGUGAGGAUGAGGCAUCAGUAGUAGAAAUUGCUGAUGAUGCUACUGGUAGGCAGCUGGUUGUAGAAGAUUCUGAUGCUCAUGUGUAAAAGGUAGAGGUGUCAGGGAAACAGUUGGUGGAAAUUCAUAAGGGUACGAUUGGUACAAAUAUCGUUUCGAAAUACUCAAAGAAUCGUUGGUUAAUGCACCAGUUCAUUCAGUUGCACAAAAGGUAGCA